This is a messenger RNA of Amoebophrya sp. A25, 663 nucleotides long. Lineage: Eukaryota; Dinophyceae; Syndiniales; Amoebophryaceae. The record is from the annotation of a GenBank genome assembly.
GCGUGGAUCAAGCUACUAGAAGAUAAGGCAGCUAGUAAACAAUCCUCGAAGGAAGAUCUUCGACGUGGUCUAAUGUAAGUAAAAGUAUAGUGCUCCACCGGUAGUAUAGUAUAUGAUGUGAUUAUCAGAAGAACCGCCCGUUUUAUUCUGCAUGAGAAGCACUUCUAACGACCAUGUUCUUGAUCACACAAUGGAAAUUCUAUAAUUAGGACUAAGGAGAACGAGGAGAAGAAUGUUCUUGAUGCAGUUGAACAUUCAUUGUUCUCAAUACGUAGUAAAUUGGAUUGAUAGCAGCUCACUUCUCUAAUCACGCCCUGUUGCAGGCAAAUCAGAUACAACUGAUUCCAGGCUACAUCAGGAUUUUGGCAGUUGCCCCAGAGCCAGCGCCACCGUGUAUCUUCGGAGCCGUCGACAGCAAAGUCCUUCGCUGGACUCCUUGUUAAGGGUUUCCGAAUUACAUCCCGUGGCCGCACCACGAUUCUUGGCUCUUUUCGUCGCCAGAAAAGAAGUCGGAGAUGUCCUGAGGAACGUAAUUCCGUGACCUCUAAACUUAGGUGUAGCGACGAAUGUCACCUCAUGCGCUGGAUCUUCCGUUGCAGAAACCGGAGGCUCAUGCUCUUCGGGUAACCACUCCAGUGCGGAGGGAUCUUACAGGUCGUCCAA